Messenger RNA from Vespula vulgaris, 1066 nucleotides. RefSeq lists its product as uncharacterized. NCBI's taxonomy places the organism in Eukaryota, Metazoa, Arthropoda, Insecta, Hymenoptera, Vespidae. The transcript has 4 exons. The record is from RefSeq and is a predicted model, not a curated record. Bases 40 to 555 code for a protein of 171 amino acids.
GUCAGUAGUUGCUAGGAAAUAGUUGUGACAAGUGUAAUAAUGGACAGGCAAAUGUUACUUUUAUUGAUUGGAUUGUGUGCAUUUCGAUCGGUAUUAGCACAGAACGAUUUACAGAUUAUGAUCGAUAAUAUUGACGUAAAAGUAAAUGAAGAUUACAUUGGAACUUGUAAUAUAGAUCCUUGCGAGAACAGCGAUAUGAUACCCAUGCUAACUAUCGAUUGUGAUUUUGUGGAGGAAAUACCAGAAGAUGCAAUAUUACAUUCUGUUUUAUAUGGAAUGAUUAAUGGUGAGCCUACUGAUCCAACUGGUGUUGAUAUAGAAAUGAAUACAUGCCAAAUGAUAAACGAUACUAUGAUUAUGGGUCCGAUUAUUAAGGCAAUGAACAUGUCCGCAGCAUGUCCAAUGCAACCGAUGAAAAUGUCUCUCAAUUGUUAUGCUGUACAAAUGGAUGAAUUUCCUGAUUAUUUUCCAUCUGGUGAAUACAAUUUCAAUAUUGUUUUGGAUUAUGAAGAUGUUAAUAUCAUAACAUUGGAUAUAUUUAUGACUUUUUAUUGAUACAAUUUCUUAUUGUUUCUCACUUCUAUUUAUUUCGUUAGUAUUUUUAUCAAUUAAUAGCAAGUAUUUUGUAAAAUAAAUGGUUAAUAUAUAUGAAUAUUUUGGUCAGUAUAAAUAAUUAAAUGUCAGAUUUGAAUCAGGAUUGCGUCAUUUAUGUUACGUACUGAUAUUUUAUUGGAAACAUUAACCAUUUCUUUAAAAUAUUGAUCAAAUGUUUAAAAAUACUAACCCAAUAAAUAGCAGUUAUUAUUUUUGAAUGUUACUGUAAUGUUUCUCGCGAUAAUAUUAUAACAUUCUUCUUUAUUAAUAAUCCCACGAAUUUCCUCUGAUACUAACACCUCUAUGUAACUUGAAUACAGAAUUACACAAAUUUGACUUCUUUUCAAUUUCAUUAUAUAUUCGAUAACAGAAGAGCGAAAUUCAUUCCGUGAUAUGCGUAUACUUACAUGCAUGUAUUAUGUAAAAUACAUAUCUACAGUAAUUAAUUGGACUCGAAUGUUAAUUAACUCUU